CGGGAUGCGAAAAAAGUGGCGGAGACCACUCUGGCAAAAGAAGGUACUCAUCAUUACACCUUGUCAACUCCUGUGGUUUCUCGCGAAGAGAAAAACAUAGAACAAGUAAUAACCACAAUUCAUAAUUUCACGAAUCCCUUCAUAGAGCGGAACAACGGUCUUUUCCAUGUCGUGACAAAGGUUGUAAUGCCAAGCAAGGUCAAGAAGGAUCUUUUGGAAAAGAGUGAGAUUGGCCAGAAACUGUUUGAGACCUUAGUGAAAGAUCGCAACAAGUCAGGAAACAUCAAUCUUUGGUCUCCGAUGAACAAAAGAAAGCUCCAGACAUGGAAGACCAUGGGGAAGAAGAUAAAGGUUUCUAGUGCCGGUCUAGCCUGCGUAGCUGGCGGGAUUAGCGUGGAAGUGCUAUUGUUUUGGCGGCGGAGCCGCGAGAAGAGUGGGUAUUCAAGUCAAUUUCGGAAUUUUCCCUCGCGGCUUCCUCGACUCGCGUGGCGGCCCCGCCACCAAAAAAGUACCCAGGGCAAAAAAAUCCUGCCAGCUACGCAGGCUAGUGCCGGUCAAAUAGUGGAGUUACAAGAAGACUGAAAUUUGUUUGUGCACAUGAUGGUGAUAUGCAAAAGCCGACCUGAGAUCGACAUCCAAGAAGCUGUUGGAACGAACGAAUUUACAGUGGUACCGAUAUCUAUGUUCGCUCCAGACGGAGAAAUGCUAUAAUGCCCGGCCAAAAGUGCACUUUUGUCCAUUCUAGAGAAGCUUCCGGCCAAUACAGAUUGCAGCUGCUAUUCAAGAUAAUGCAAGUCAGGCAGAAAGAACAAGAGUCUCUAUCAUCGAUGCAAUGGCAAGGUACAAUCCCUAGAUAAGCCAAAGUCCUUAAGAGGCUGCUUUGACGUCCCAGACCACUUUGCAUACCGAAUUUUUGAAAAGUAUUACGACAGUGAUGAGUUCCCCCUUAUAUUUGAUAGAUACGAUCUGCCGACUAUCAAUAACUAGUAUGGAACAGUAACACGAACCCCAAUCCAGCCUUAUCCACAACGAAGGACUUCGGCUGGGAAUGGAAAGACGACGACAAUGCGUGGAUUCCCGUCAUGACAACAAUACUCACUGCACCUGAGGCCAUAAUUCAUCUCGUGAAGUGCAAAUGUGUCAAGGAAAGGUGUACCACCAAGCGCUGCCAGUGCAGUAAGGCUAACAUGAAUUACAUGGAUCUCUGUGGCUUUUCGGACAUGGGCGAACGUUGCGAAAAAAUUCCCAAAGAUGACAACUAUGAAGAAGAUGACAGUGGUGACUAUGACAAAAAUGCUGAUGAAGCUGAGUAUGAAUACGUAACCGAUUCUGAUGGUGAUGAUUUCAAUUUAAGCCAAUUGCUAGCGAAAUUAGAUACAUCCUCCAUUAACAGACAACAAUCACAUAUCCAAUUCUAGCUGUAGCUUAAAAUUUGCUGCCAAUGUGCAGUUUCUAAGCAAGAUUGUUUAUUAUAUCUCGUAUCAAGUGUAAGAAAUCAUGUCAGGUAAAAAUAUAAACGACAACCGGUAGAAAUAAUCACAGGAGGUUCUGGAAUUAUUUGUAUUAAUGUCAGUCAGCGUACUUCCCUAAAAUGGGUUUCCUGUUGUUUUAAAAUCUCUUAGGCGAAAAAUUGGUUAAAAACGAGAAAAUGCGUGAUGAGAGUUUCGAUUUCAGUGAUAUUGAUGUAGUGUACGCAUGGUGA
Molecule: messenger RNA, 1702 nt
Organism: Porites lobata
Lineage: Eukaryota; Metazoa; Cnidaria; Anthozoa; Scleractinia; Poritidae
Source: the annotation of a GenBank genome assembly